This is a messenger RNA of Linum trigynum, 1990 nucleotides long. The record is from the annotation of a GenBank genome assembly. NCBI's taxonomy places the organism in Eukaryota, Viridiplantae, Streptophyta, Magnoliopsida, Malpighiales, Linaceae.
CUUUCUCCUCGCUAUACAACAGAACAGAGAGAGAGCCAUUCCAGUUCCAGAUUUCUUCACGACAGCUCCUCCUCUCUCUCUGCCGCGAUUCUUCAAAAAUCAGCACAGCUCACAAAAUUCUCCAGCGAAACUUUGCAUAUUCAAGAAAACGCUGUCGCUGCUACUGCGGCGGAUGAUCACCGGCGCUUCUUAGAGCUCCUCGAGCGAAGGGAAAAUGGCGAAGUUGAGGCACUCGCGAUUGCAUUCGAAGAAAUGGUCGACAUUCACAUUGGUUCUCUCCAUGCUCUUCAUGCUCUCGCUCGUUCUCCUCGUGCUCUUAGGCUUAGGAAUCUUCUCGCUCCCUGUGAGCACCGACGAUUCGACUCCCAACGAUCUGCCUGCUUCCUACCGCCGCAUGGCCGCCGAACGAGAUGGCGACGGGCUAGGAAAGCGAGGCGAUCAGUGGACUGAGAUCGUUUCUUGGGAGCCUAGAGCUUUCCUGUAUCACAAUUUCUUGUCCAAAGAAGAAUGUGAGUACCUAAUCUCUCUUGCUAAGCCUCACUUGACAAAGUCAACCGUGGUGGACAGCAAAACAGGGAAGAGUAAAGAUAGCAGGGUUCGCACAAGCUCAGGGAUGUUCCUGAGGCGUGGACAGGAUAAAAUCAUUAGGGCCAUAGAGAAGAGAAUCGCAGAUUUCUCGUUAAUUCCUGCAGAUAAUGGUGAAGGACUCCAAAUCCUCCACUAUGAAAUCGGUCAGAAGUACGAGCCUCACUUCGAUUAUUUCCUUGAUGAGUUCAACACCAAAAAUGGAGGGCAGCGGACUGCUACUCUGCUAAUGUAUCUGUCAGACGUUGAAGAAGGAGGCGAAACCGUCUUUCCUAGUGCAAAGGCAAAUUCCAGUACGGUCCCAUGGUGGGAUGAACUGUCUGAAUGUGGUAAAAAGGGUCUUUCCCUGAAACCGAAGAUGGGGAAUGCUUUGUUAUUUUGGAGCACAAGGCCGGAUGCCUCGUUAGAUCCUUCCAGUUUACAUGGUAGUUGCCCAGUGAUUAUAGGGAACAAAUGGUCAGCUACCAAGUGGAUGCACCUCGGAGAGUACAAGGUCAGAUAGAAGGUAACUGCUGUUUCUUAGUGGAAUCUUCUCUCUAGUUCAAAGCAAUGUGAAAUUUCAGCUGCUGCUCGCUGCCCAAAGUGAAAUUGUGAAUCGAAUUUUCUAAAAAGAAGAAACAUGCGUAGUUCUACUUUCGAGGGGUGAAAAAAAGAACCAAAAGAAAUAGAAUAAUUUCUUUGUAUCAUUGGGGAGAAAUCGUUAUGUUAUCAAAAGCCUUCAUGAAUUGUAAUGCCCGUGUUUUUGUUACAACUUUAGGAACUGAAAUCCCUAAAAUUAGUUAGGUUUUAGUACCUUCUUAUGAAGGUAAAGUUUUAUGUGAUCUGGGUUCAGGAGAGCUAAUUUGUUUCAAACAGCGGUUUGUAUUUAACUAUUUGUGAUGUCUCUAACAAGCUUAUGGUUGUUUUGUUUUCAUCCAGCUGCAGAAGUUGGUGUAGAUUUUAGACUGCUUCAUUCUCUACCUCGAAACACAGAGAAAAGCCAGUACCAUACAAAGAGAUUUUGCUCCAUUUUGAAUAACUUUAUUUCUUGUUUUUGCUUCCAUCAGGCCAGAGCUUUGGGUGGUGUUAGAUGUUGAGGAAAUGUUGUAUACUAGUUGUUGUUCAAUAGUACUAUUAGGUGUCCAGACAUCGCAGGGUCUCUUACACCAUCUUAUUGUAGUGCAACAAUCCGAAAACCUGGUGCCCGUUAUCAAAAUUCUUAUACACACCUGGUUGAUCGACAGCACGACGUCUUGAUGCGUAAAGCACUUGUUUCCUAAAAGCUGCUCCAGUUUGCCUAACCACACCGGACCAAUUAGCCACAGAGUCCUCUCAUGGCAAAGGAACCUUUUUAAGGCAAGGCUCUACUUUAGUACCACAUCGGUAGACAACUACAUUUUUCACUUGAUAAAAUCUCAAAAUGGCA